AUGUCAAUCGUUUUGGUCAUCAUUCUGCGUCUGUUGUAAUCCCAGCUGGAAAGGUAUCUUAAACUAGCUAGCAGCCUAAAACCUCGAAGAUUGUGAUAGAAACAAGGUCCUCACAGCCUUACAGCUUCUAGAUCGCUUGAACGUUGGGAGUUGUUCCGACUCCAGUGAAUGACACAAGACUGAGCAUGUCGCGGACACGACAAAGCUAAUGCUAAUGACGAGCUAAUGCUAACUAGGCGAAUAUAACGGCGUCAUUCAGCAAAGCGGAGCAUCUCGGAUAGCUAACAGCUGUCUAGGUGGGCAGAAAAACGUUGCAUCGGUCAUUGCAGUAGCAAGUAGAUAUCUAAAAUUAAAGUCAAUCUAUACGGAAACAACCAACUAUGGGUGCGGAGCAAAGUGGUGAUGCUGAUCACAAGCAUUCCGACUACAGUUCUUCAGUUGUCCCCUCACCAGCAAAACAAAGAGCGAAAAUGGAUGACAUAGUGGUGGUUGCUCCAGGAACACAAUCAUUACGCAACAUCCAUAAUGACCCUGAUGUCAUCAAACUUCAAGAGAUCCCCACCUUUCAACCUCUGUUGAAGGGUGUCCUGAGUGGACAGACGUCUCCUAGCACAGUGUCUCUGGAGAAGCUGGACUCAGCGCAGGUGCUGCAGCUGUGCUUGCGCUAUCAGGACCACCUCCACCAGUGUGCUGAGGCCGUGGCCUUCGAUCAGAACGCCCUGGUGAAGAGGAUCAAAGAGAUGGACCUGUCUGUGGAGGCGCUCUUCAGCAUCAUGCAGGACAGGCAGAAGCGCUAUGCCAAGUACGCCGAGCAGAUCCAGAAGGUGAACGAGAUGUCGAUGAUUUUGCGGCGCAUCCAGAUGGGCAUCGACCAGACCGUUCCUCUGAUGGAGAGGCUCAACAACCUGCUGCCUGAGAGUGAGCGGCUGGAGCCCUUUAGCAUGAAGCCUGAGGGAGAGCUCAAGUAGACCCACACAGGGCAUGACGCUACCCAGGGUUCAGCGCUUGUUCCCUGGGAUGAAAGAACUGUAAUGCGCUUAGCCUGCAUUCUCAGGAUAUUGCCAUCAGAACUUUCAGCAGAGGUCUUGCAGCAAGCGUGCAUGAUGCAUGCAUGCUCUGUGAACCUAGACCAGGAAUCAGUUUGAUGUUAAAGACUAUAAAAGGUGCAUAAUUGAACAUUGAUAAAGUGACACUUGAAAUGUGUAUAAUGAAAAAUCUUAUGUAAAUAAAUCAGUGUAAAAAAACUUUUAAAUACUUUUUUACAGUUUGUGUUCUGAUUUUUAAAAAAAGUUAGAUUUACAUGUCAAUGUUUUAUUUGCUACUGUUGCAACGAUUCCAAGGAAGAAAAAAAAACAUUUUUGAUGAAAAACCCACAUGGGCUAUAACUUAAGUUUCUGCUUUGAUUCCAGAAUAUGGUUGAAGAAAUAAAACAUUUUUCAUUGGGAUAUCA
Messenger RNA from Electrophorus electricus (electric eel), 1450 nucleotides. It is a transcript of the gene borcs5, whose product is annotated as BLOC-1 related complex subunit 5. Gene Ontology annotation, biological process: positive regulation of anterograde synaptic vesicle transport; lysosome localization; organelle transport along microtubule. Lineage: Eukaryota; Metazoa; Chordata; Actinopteri; Gymnotiformes; Gymnotidae. Gene Ontology annotation, cellular component: synaptic vesicle membrane; cytoplasmic side of lysosomal membrane; BORC complex. The record is from RefSeq and is a predicted model, not a curated record.